GAUUUUCCGGUAGUUUUCUGUGACAAUUACAGCCGUAGAUAUUGUUUAUAUUGUAUUACUGUUUCAUGACCGCGGGAAAAGAUAUUUAUUGAUAAAAAGAUUUACUAAACCAUGUAAAAUAUCGCCGCGAAUAAAGUUUGCUUAUGCAUAACAAUAACUCCGUUACUUCUUCAGGGGUAGGAAUGUGACGUUUUCGAACGAAGCAUUCGAAAUAUCUCCAACUUCGAAAAUGUCACGCAUUUGACACAUACAGAAAGUAAAAAAUAAUAACAAAACAUAAAUAUUAACAAACGUUAUUCAUACAAAUCUAUACCCACAUUUAGCAUCGGAAUAAAGGCAUUUUGCGUGUUGGUUAAGUGAAAAGCAUGUUCAAUACGCACAGUAAUUAACCAUUCGCUAACAAGUUUGGCUAACAAAACAUUUGUAGCGUCGCAUCCACAGCUGUGUGCCAGUUCCAGCUGUUCCGUUUUUCAAUCCCCUGGCGAACGGGAGAAAACGGGCGAUGUAGUUCACGAACUGUACCUCAUUCAUAAAACGGAAACAAUCUUCAUCCUUCCUAAACACGGCUGUGAAAUGUUUUGCUGUCUGAAGAGUUGCCUGAACGGCGUGCUGCCGGCACAGUCCGUGCACAUCACGAAAACAUCUAACCCAGUGCAACUGGACUCGUCACAUAUGGGUCACGAAGUGGUUAUAAUUAAGAACGGAUUGCGAGCCUGUGGAACUGGUGGUGUGUUAGCGAAUGCACCGCUCGUCCAGUCUAAAUCUUACUUUGAAGUGAAACUACAACAAUCGGGCCAUUGGUCGAUCGGGCUUGCUACGCACCAGACGGACCUGAAUCAAUCGGUCGGUGGGAAGGACCGGGAAUCGUGGUGUCUCAACUCAAACCAUCUCGUGCUACACGGUGGCGAUGUUAUCUACCGCUUGGAUGCCAGUAAGGGUGCUGGUGUACCGAACGGGGGUCAGAAUUCACCCGGUCACACCAUCACCUCCGGCACGGUACCAGGCGAACUUGCAUCCGUUACCGCACCGGCGUUUCCUGCGCCCGGUAGUACUACUGGCGCGGACAGUGGUUUGCCACAGGAAGGAGACACGAUAGGCGUCGCGUACGAUCAUGUGGAGCUAAAUUUCUACCUGAACGGAAAGAAUUUGAAUGUGCCGGUGCUGAACGUGCGCGGAACCGUCCAUCCCUGUCUAUUCGUUGACGAUGGUGCAAUCCUUGAUAUUGUGCUGGACAAUUUUGCGUAUGGGCCACCGCCCGGUUUCGAGCGCAUUCUGGUCGAACAGUCGUUGCUUUGAUUUCUCACAUCUAGUGCUGUUGCUUUAGUUAAGUUUAAGCCGCUCUCGUUGAAAUCAAUUAAUGAACGUAACUAAUCUCUACAAACACUCUCCACACUACCUGCUCCUUUCCUAUCGCUGUUUUUCUAUUAAUCUAUCUAUAUAAAUUUAUUACUUCCCAUUCCUUUUCGCUUUUCGAGUUACGUGGGUUACAAUAUCGUUAUUAGUGCAUGUGUGGAAAUGAACAAUUUUGCCAAGGAAACGUUUAGACCGAAUCAGUAGAACAGUCGGUAAUACACGGCAAACCAACACUGUACCAUGUGCCUCCCACACACAGGACUGAUAAUACAGCUAUGGAUAUUACAAUACACAUAGCCACAGCCACAAGGCGAGGCAAGUAAGAAAGCGAAGAUUCAAAUUGAUCUAUUCCAUGCAACUAAACGGCUUAAAUUAAUCCAGCGUCUUUCAGACACACAAGACAGGAACUAAUAGAAGGAACAAUUCUAUAAAAAAAACGUUUUAAUUUCCCCACAUUCAAAGUGUCGAACACAAAGCAUAGUAAUAAUCACGUUUCAUGGCUUUACAACUAUCUCUUACUCAUUUUCUGCCUAAACCGCUCAUGGAUGUGGGUUUUCCAUCUCUUCGUUUUUCCGUAACAACCAUAAAACGCUUUGUACUGAUCUACAUAUUUACGCAAAAAAAGGAAUGUAUAGUAUGGAACCAAUUGAGAAAAUCGGAAAAAAUAUACAUGAAGAUAUUUAUUAAACAUAACAAAAGCUUUCAAGGAAAUUUAAU
Molecule: messenger RNA, 2070 nt
Organism: Anopheles funestus (African malaria mosquito)
Lineage: Eukaryota; Metazoa; Arthropoda; Insecta; Diptera; Culicidae
Product: SPRY domain-containing protein 7
Exons: 2
Coding region: 574-1296 (240 amino acids)
Molecular function (GO): protein binding
Source: RefSeq, a predicted model, not a curated record